UCAUGCUGCUGCCAGGUCCAGAGUCUCUCAUGGGUCCCUGUACGGCCUCCCAUUGCUGCUGUCUCCAUCGCCACACUCUGCCAUGUGCCACUUUCAGGUCUCCUCACACUGCUGGUGUGUUGAAUUUUUUGACAUAGGGUGCUGGCAGAUUACGGGCCUCCCAUAGCUGCUGCCAGGCCCCUAAUCUAAUCUGCCAUGGGCCCCCCUAUAUACCGCCUCCUCAUGCUGCUGCCAAGUCCAGAGUCUCUCAUGGGUCCCUGUACGGCCUCCCAUUGCUGCUGUCUCCAUCGCCACACUCUGCCAUGUGCCACUUUCAGGUCUCCUCACACACUGCUGGUGUGUUGAAUUUUUUGAC
Molecule: messenger RNA, 355 nt
Organism: Staurois parvus
Lineage: Eukaryota; Metazoa; Chordata; Amphibia; Anura; Ranidae
Source: the annotation of a GenBank genome assembly